Camelina sativa (false flax) is the source of this 1498-nucleotide messenger RNA. Its product is annotated as disease resistance protein ADR1-like. Gene Ontology annotation, biological process: cell surface receptor signaling pathway. Gene Ontology annotation, molecular function: ADP binding; ATP hydrolysis activity. NCBI's taxonomy places the organism in Eukaryota, Viridiplantae, Streptophyta, Magnoliopsida, Brassicales, Brassicaceae. The record is from RefSeq and is a predicted model, not a curated record.
AAGCUUCUCGUUAUGGUAGCUAACACAGUCUACAGUUGCAAAGGAAUAGCAGAACGACUGGUCACGAUGAUCAGAGAUGUUCAACCAACGAUCAGGGAGAUCCAAUACAGUGGCGUGGAGCUAAGUAACCAUCGCCAGACUCAACUGAGAGUGUUCUUUGAGAUCUUGGAGAAAGCAAGAAAGCUGUGCGAAAAGGUUUUAAGAUGCCGUAGAUGGAAUCCUAAACACGUAUACCACGCUAACAAGAUGAAGGAUCUCGAGAAGAAAAUAUCUCGUUUUCUCAACAGCCAGAUUCUUCUCUUUGUUCUCGCUGAGGUAUGUCAUCUACGGGUCAAUGGUGACAGGAUUGAGAGACUGUUGAGUGAGCAAAAUGAUACUUCAUCGUUUCCGGAGACGUUAAUGGAGAUUGAGACGGGAAACGAUCCGGCGAUCCAACAGGUAGGAUUGGAUUUGGGGAAGAGAAAGGUGAAGGAGAUGAUGUUUAGGUUUACAGAUACCACCAAUCUGUUUGGGAUCUCUGGAAUGAGCGGUUCCGGGAAGACCACUCUUGCAAUAGAGCUUUCAAGAGACGAUGAUGUUCGAGGACUCUUUAACAACAAGGUUUUGUUUCUGACUGUGUCACGGUCUCCGAAUUUUGAGAACCUCGAGUCCCGUAUUCGAGAGUUUCUUAAUGAUGGAGUUCGACAACGGAAGCUAGUGAUCCUUGAUGAUGUUUGGACAAGGGAUUCCUUGGAUAGGCUGCUGUCUAAAAUUCGUGGAAGCACAAAUUUAGUAGUCUCACAGUCCAAGCUUGCGGAUCCUAAAACCACCUACAAUGUGGAAUUAUUAAAGGAAGAUGAAGCCAUGUCCCUCUUGUGUCUUUGUGCUUUCGAGCAAAACUCUCCGCCUUCUCCGUUCAGCAAAAAUUUGGUGAAGCAGGUUGUUGAUGAGUGUAAAGGUCUACCUUUAUCUUUGAAAGUUCUUGGUGCUUCGUUAAAAAACAAACCUGAAAGAUAUUGGGAAGGCGUAGUUAAAAGGUUAUCAAGAGGUGAAGCUGUUGAUGAAACUCAUGAGAGCAGAGUGUUUGCUCAUAUCGAAGAAAGUAUAGAAAACCUCGACCCGAAAAUCAGAAAGUGUUUUUUGGAUAUGGGUGUUUUCCCUGAAGACAAGAAGAUCCCUCUUGAUGUUCUCACCGACGUGUGGGUUGAGAGGCAUUAUAUUGACGAGGAAACUGCUUUUUCCUUUGUUCUUCGCUUAGCUGACAAGAAUCUCCUUACUAUAGUGAACAAUCCGAGGUUUGGAGAUGUGCACAUUGGCUACUAUGAUGUAUGUUGGAACUGAAUUUUAGAAACAAGUUUCAGAAAAUUGCAGGUUUUGGGACAAUGACUUUCCGGUGACUUUCCGGCCAAAUUCCGGCCAAAUGGCUGAUCGGAAUUGUCUGGUCGAUAGUGCAAUGGAAAACUGGUAACGAGUACUACAAGAUGGUAUACUCAUACGUCCAAAACGGAGUUGAUUUGAA